CACGUGCCUCGGUGUCGAAGGUCAGUGCGGUUACAAUGGAGCUGCCGGAGUCUGCCCUCGCGGGGCUGCAGUCCCUGGCACAUCCCGCCCGCCUUCCCCACAAAACCUUCCAGCUGCUGCUGGAGGCCGCCUUCCACAACCUGCUCCACCCGCAGGCGGAUGGCACGGCGUUAGAUCAUGCAGAGCUGGGAUCCCUGGACCCGACUUUACUGAAACAAUCCUAUGCAGCCAUCACAACCUGUAUAUUGGAAGCAGGGAAACAAAACGCCGACAAAUCAACACUAAGCACAUUGCUUGAAGAGUGUAGAUUCGGAUCGGAGAGAAUAGACACGUUUUGCACAGAAUAUCAGAAAAAUAAAGGUAAAGUGGAAGCCUUGCUAGGAAGCAUAGGACGCUAUCCAUCUCAUAUCACUGACGUUUCUUGGCGGUUGGAGUAUCACAUUAGGAAUAAUCAUCUUCAUAAAGUCAAUCAGCCAUCGUAUUUAUUAACCUUGAAGGCAGAGAAUGGUGAGGCCAGAUCAGCUGAGGAUGUUACUUUUAGCUGCAGCAUGGAACAGUUACAGGACCUUUUAGGGAAGUUAAAAGAUGCGGCUAAAAGCAUGGAGAAGGCGAGUCAGAUCACAGGCUGUGAGAGAGAGAGAAGGGGUUUGGGGGAGGAAUCGGACCAUCAUCUGCCGCCGCUCCUGAACCAGCUUUCAGAAGAACGCGGCCAUUUUAGUCAGAACAUGCACCGAACUACACGAAUCAAAAUAACAGAGCUGAACCCGCAUUUGAUGUGUGUGCUGUGCGGAGGCUACUUCAUAGACGCCACAACCAUCAUAGAAUGUCUGCACUCGUUUUGUAAGACCUGCAUCGUUCGCUACUUGGAAACAAGCAAGUACUGUCCUAUCUGCGAUGUGCAAGUUCAUAAAACUAGGCCCCUUCUUAACAUUAGGUCAGACAAGACUUUACAAGAUAUUGUAUAUAAAUUAGUUCCUGGCCUCUUUAAAGAUGAAAUGAAACGAAGACGGGACUUUUAUGCUGCCCAUCCUUCUGCUGAUGCAGCAAAUGGCUCUAAUGAAGACAGGGGAGAAGUUACAGAGGAAGAUAAACGGAUUAUAACAGAUGAUGAAAUCAUUAGCUUGUCAAUAGAAUUCUAUGAGCAGAAUAAGAUUGAACGAAAAGGAAAUACAGACAAGGAGAAGACAAAAGAUGAGAUGAAUGAUAAGAGAUAUCUGCGGUGUCCAGCAGCCAUGACUGUGAUGCAUUUAAGAAAGUUCCUGAGGAGUAAAAUGGAUAUUCCUCAUACAUUCCAGAUUGAUGUUAUGUAUGAAGAUGAACCAUUGAAAGAUUAUUACACUCUUAUGGAUAUCGCCUAUAUUUACACAUGGAGAAGGAAUGGACCACUUCCUCUAAAAUAUCGGGUGCGUCCAACCUGCAAAAGAAUGAAGAUUGGCAAUCAACAAGAUGGAUUAAAUAACACCAGUGGGGAGUUAGAAAGCGACUCUGGAAGUGAUAAGGCAAACAGCCCAGCUGCUGUUCCAUCCACAUCAUCUUCAUUGCCCAGUCCUUGCACUCCAGGGCAGUCUCCUCAUCCACACUUUCCACACAUAUCCAGUACCAUGAACGGCUCCUCGAUCUCCAAUGCCAACCACCAAGUCCCUUUCAGUAACAACAGAGCACGCAAAUCAUCCGUCAAUGGCUCAUCAGCAUCAUCAUCAGGGUGACUGCUUCUCAAACAGAUGGUGCAACGCAUAUAUACAAAGACCUAUUCGUGCCAUGCGAUAAUAUAUAGAGAUAGAAAAUGCUUAGCAUUAUGACCAUCGUUGACAUCACUAUUUUGGACAUUUGGUUGGAAGUCAGAAACUUUUAUGUGGCUUUACUACAAACGGUUUCAACAAGAAAUUUUACUCCCAUCGGACAUUUUUCUGAUUUCUAGGAAUACAAUUUAACAAAGGAUGUAUAUGAGUGGAAUGUGUAUUGCAGGGAUUUGAGGAUAUUUUCAUCUAUCAGCAUUGGAUUUUUAUGGCCAAUUGACUGGGAAGGAUACCGUAUUCACAGGAUGGAAAAUGAAGGA
Messenger RNA from Callorhinchus milii (elephant shark), 2056 nucleotides. Its product is annotated as polycomb complex protein BMI-1. Gene Ontology annotation, molecular function: promoter-specific chromatin binding. The record is from RefSeq and is a predicted model, not a curated record. Lineage: Eukaryota; Metazoa; Chordata; Chondrichthyes; Chimaeriformes; Callorhinchidae. Bases 36 to 1706 code for a protein of 556 amino acids. Gene Ontology annotation, biological process: negative regulation of transcription by RNA polymerase II. Gene Ontology annotation, cellular component: PRC1 complex. The transcript is spliced from 19 exons.